GGAAAUUCCAAAUCCAACUCCGGAGCGAGCGCACGGGAGUCGGGAGGAGAGCGGAACUCCAGCCGCUGCCUACACAGAUCAGGCGAGCUGCUCCGGCCGCCCCCGCCGAUCCGCCCGCAAGCCGCGCGCGGAUUGACUCGCCGCAAACCCCAGGCCCUCUCCCCGCCUCGCCUCGGCCAGAUUCGGCUGGCGGUGGGGGAGCUCCGCCCCGAUUCGUGCCGCUCCAAUCCGUCGCCAGUCCACGGGUUUUGCGAGGCUAGCGGCAGAUGGGGGUGGAGGACUACCAUGUGGUGGAGCUCGUCGGGGAGGGGUCCUUCGGGAAGGUCUACAAGGGGAGGCGCAAGUACUCUAGACAGACGGUUGCCAUGAAGUUUAUACUUAAGCAUGGGAAGAGCGACAAGGACAUCCACAACCUAAGGCAGGGGAUCGAGAUUCUGAGGAAACUCAAACAUGAGAAUAUAAUUGAAAUGAUCGAUGCCUUUGAAACCCCUCAAGAGUUUUGUGUCGUCACAGAGAAUGCACAGGUACUCAGCUAG
Lolium rigidum is the source of this 536-nucleotide messenger RNA. Its product is annotated as serine/threonine-protein kinase TIO-like. Gene Ontology annotation, cellular component: cytoplasm. Bases 267 to 536 code for a protein of 89 amino acids. Lineage: Eukaryota; Viridiplantae; Streptophyta; Magnoliopsida; Poales; Poaceae. The record is from RefSeq and is a predicted model, not a curated record. Gene Ontology annotation, biological process: protein phosphorylation. The transcript is spliced from 4 exons. Gene Ontology annotation, molecular function: ATP binding; protein kinase activity.